AUGAUCUUGUCAGCAAUCGCAUACCAGAAAUACCCUGGCUGGGCUUCGCUUGCAUCCGUAUGCAGAGAAUGGCAGUAUGUGUUGGAGAAGGCCAAUUUCUAUAAGGUAAAGCUGAGAGUGUCUUGCCUCAACGACUUUGAAUAUUUUGUUCCGCCACGAAAAAGAGAGCUUAUCCACCACAUCUGUCUCAACGUUGAAUUACCACGCUACACGCCUAGGUGUUGUUCAAAACGGCGUUCACCGCCAGCAAAGAUCCGCUCUGUCGUCAGCGAUGGAAUAUGGAAACUUUUUUCUAUCUUGAGUACUUGGAAACCAGCCGCUCACUUGGCAUUGGAGAUCAAUGUGUACUCUCCCAGCGACCGCAAACACUGGUUCAAGAAUUUCUAUUUGUCCACCGACGAUGUCGAAGAUGAUGGAGACCCAAUACCGGAUGCAUUGAGAGCUGUGACUCCGCACCAUGACCUGCAGCAUGGCUGGGUGCAUGGCCGACAAGUCAAAGCUCCUCCAAGGUCGGCUGCGCAACGUAUCUUCCGGCCUAUCGAUCUAGUGUUCCGCGAAAUGUUGCCUCGAGUUGAAGCGGUCACUUGCCUCAUCAUCCGUCGACAACUUCGGCGUUGUAUUUCUCCAUGGGGACUGAGCCUGUUACUUCGCAAACUUCACGGUCUAGAGCAUAUCUCCUUGAGCCGUGGGCGCCAUACGUAA
This is a messenger RNA of Colletotrichum truncatum, 702 nucleotides long. RefSeq lists its product as uncharacterized. The record is from RefSeq and is a predicted model, not a curated record. Lineage: Eukaryota; Fungi; Ascomycota; Sordariomycetes; Glomerellales; Glomerellaceae.